AUGGGCAUGGACCCGGGCGUCAUGGCCGGUGGCGCGCAGCCCGGGCCAGGAGGCGGCGGCUUGAGAUUGGGGCUGAGCAUGGCUGCCGUGAUUUACCUGUGCAACAACUGGACCAUUGCCGUCGCGCUCCGGGCGCUGCUGAUGAAGCUGCUGGCGCCGCUCCUGAAAGCCCUCGGUUCGAGGAGGCAGGCCGCGGCGCAGCAGGCGCAGGCCGCGGCGAAGAAGCAGGCCCUGGCGGCGCGCAAGGCGCGGCUCAAAGCCGCCGCCGCGCGGAAAACCCAGGCUGCCAAGGAUGACGAAGAGGAAUGA
This is a messenger RNA of Emiliania huxleyi CCMP1516, 309 nucleotides long. RefSeq lists its product as hypothetical. The coding region runs from base 1 to 309 and encodes 102 amino acids. The transcript has a single exon. The record is from RefSeq and is a predicted model, not a curated record. NCBI's taxonomy places the organism in Eukaryota, Haptophyta, Isochrysidales, Noelaerhabdaceae.